Diospyros lotus (date-plum) is the source of this 1434-nucleotide messenger RNA. Its product is annotated as ATP synthase gamma chain, chloroplastic. Lineage: Eukaryota; Viridiplantae; Streptophyta; Magnoliopsida; Ericales; Ebenaceae. The record is from RefSeq and is a predicted model, not a curated record. The coding region runs from base 152 to 1282 and encodes 376 amino acids. Gene Ontology annotation, biological process: proton motive force-driven ATP synthesis. Gene Ontology annotation, molecular function: proton-transporting ATP synthase activity, rotational mechanism. The transcript has a single exon. Gene Ontology annotation, cellular component: chloroplast thylakoid membrane.
AGCUCAUCCAAAACACUCCCCACCUUCUAUCUCAGUCCACCUCUUAUUUCCUUCCCUCCAUACCAAAUAUACAUCACAUUAACAAUAGCCUCUUCUCUCGACUUCACCUCCAUAGUUGAUAGCUUUCAGAGCUUGAAAUUUGCAGUAAGCCAUGGCUUGCUCAAAUCUGGCAAUGUGGGUAUCUUCAAAACCAUCUCUUUCCGAUGCAUCUUCCCUUUCUUUCCGCUCUGUUCUCAACCCUUUUCAGCUUUCCACCCAGACCUCAUCCACUGCUAGCCCCUCUAGAUCACCAUCAGUGAACCCAAUUCACUGUGGCCUUCGCGAGCUUCGAGCUCGAAUAGACUCCGUGAAGAACACCCAGAAGAUCACCGAGGCGAUGAAGCUUGUGGCUGCUGCUAAAGUGAGGAGAGCACAAGAAGCUGUUGUGAAUGGCAGGCCCUUUUCAGAAACCCUUGUUGAAGUUCUGUAUAAUAUCAAUGAGCAGCUCCAAACCGACGACAUAGAUGUGCCUCUUACUAAAGUCAGGCCUGUCAAGAAGGUGGCUUUAGUGGUCGUCACGGGUGACCGAGGCCUUUGUGGUGGCUUCAACAAUGCAAUUAUCAAGAAAGCUGAAUCAAGAAUUGCUGAAUUGAAGGAUCUUGGACUUGAUUACAAUGUCAUUAGUGUUGGCAAGAAGGGGAAUUCCUAUUUCCUCCGCAGGCCUUAUAUUCCGGUCGACAAGUUUCUUGAAGGAGGCACAUUGCCUACUGCCAAAGAAGCUCAGGCAAUUGCUGAUGAUGUUUUCUCACUCUUCGUGAGUGAAGAGGUUGACAAAGUUGAGCUUUUGUACACCAAAUUCGUGUCGCUGGUGAAGUCCGACCCUGUAAUCCACACAUUGCUGCCUCUGUCGCCCAAGGGUGAGAUCUGCGACGUGAAUGGAAAAUGUGUUGAUGCAGCUGAAGAUGAGUUCUUCAGGCUGACAACAAAGGAAGGGAAGUUGACAGUGGAGAGGGAUGUUAUAAGGACUCAAACUGCUGAAUUCUCGCCCAUCUUACAGUUCGAGCAGGACCCAGUUCAGAUUCUCGAUGCUCUGCUACCUCUCUAUUUGAACAGCCAAAUCCUGAGAGCCCUCCAGGAAUCGCUGGCCAGCGAGCUUGCUGCGAGGAUGAGCGCCAUGAGCAAUGCCACUGACAACGCGGUGGAGCUGAAGAGGACUCUGUCGAUUGUGUACAACAGGCAGCGUCAGGCCAAGAUCACAGGGGAGAUAUUGGAGAUUGUUGCUGGAGCCGAUGCUCUAGUCUGAGGUGAAAUCCAUUUUAUGGGUAAUUUUGCUGGCACUCUCCUUGUUACUGGAUUAUGUUUGUUCAAGAACAGAUAUGCAGAUCAGAUACUUGUAACUCUCAUCGAAGAUGCACAAACUUUGUGCGAAAUGAUAACCAUAAUGUGUUUUGGAAA